Saccostrea echinata is the source of this 1369-nucleotide messenger RNA. RefSeq lists its product as uncharacterized. Lineage: Eukaryota; Metazoa; Mollusca; Bivalvia; Ostreida; Ostreidae. Bases 393 to 1097 code for a protein of 234 amino acids. The transcript has 2 exons. The record is from RefSeq and is a predicted model, not a curated record.
GCAGGGUUCAUAUCACUGUAUCCUAUAUAAGCCGUCUGCCCUGUGUUGGGGUUUCAUUACUUUUUGAUUUACACCGCUUGACGACAACCUUUAAAGACGAUUUAACUUUUUAAAACCUAUGUAAACUCAUCAAAUCUACAUCAAGACUUUUAACCUUUGGGAAGAGAGAACUGUAUUUUUGCCGUUUAAUAUUGGCUUCCGCAUAAAAUUCGCCGCAGAUCGAGUGAAAUAAUUGGAAUUAGUGCAAAGUGUCUUUAUCUAUCGAUAUCAUUUAAAGAAUCUUCCCCCAGUGUCCGUUAUCAGAGGACAGAUGAUAACCCUGGUAUGCCUGCCUCCCGCGGAGGUGUUUAUACAGCCCCUUACAAUUCGGAUAUAAACGUACCCCGCAUGAGAUGUUCGGACCAGAAGCUUCCAAGCCAGCAACCAGCAAACAUAUAGUGCAGUCCAAACACUUUUCUAAAAGGAUUUUAUUAUUUGCCUUUAGCUUUUCAGCAAUUAUAAGAAUGUUGGAGUUUAUCUACUUUUUCUGCCUGAUUGGAGUGACAACAAAGAUCUUUGCUUUACCAAUAUUGUCUACAGAUCUUAGAGACAACAAUUAUUUUGGCGUACCAAGGGAUGUUGAGGACGUGUCCGUUCCAGCACAAUUUCUCGUUAAUUAUGAAAACUUGAUGAACUCUGAUGAGGAUUUGAGUUACCCUGUCUUGCCAUUACCCCAGAAUCCACCAGAAUGGCUGAUGACACUGAUUCAUAGGAUCAUGGCCAAGUCGUCUGGUUUUUCCAACAGACAAAAGCGCGGGUAUCCGGAUUAUUCGGAUCCAGCCCUCCAAGCAAUUUUACGCGCCUUUUACAAUACAUAUGGCGGAUAUGGUGGCAGAAUGGGUCUCCGAUAUGGACGCUCAGUUCGAUCUGUACGAAACCGUAUCCCUGUUCAACAUAGAAUUUUCCAUAAUUCGUUUUUGAAACGAAUGAAAGCAGACUCCCAUUCCAGAGGUCGUUUUCGAAGGUCAUCGUACAGACAAGAUGAACUACGAAGACUUAUUAGAAUGUUUUAUUCAAGGGGAAAAAAUGUCGGACGCUUAGGUAUGAAAUUUGGCUGAAAAGUGUGUUUUAUACCUACACGGUAUCCUAUUGACCUCAAAGGCAGCAGACUAUUGAAUGUUAUUCGUGUAAGAUAUGGACCAGUGAGGGCGCUUCACGAUGUUUGCAAUGCACUCUCUUAAACAAUGAGUUGAUGAAUCUCUCUGUUAUGUAAAUAAUGUACAUAGUGUAUUUAUUUAUACUGUUUGUAAAUAUUGUAUAUAUUGUGCAAGAUAAAAAAAAAACUCGAUAAAUCUUUGAAAAAAAAAAUUAAAAGUUUAAAAGUAUAAUA